GUUAUUUAGUGUUUACGUUUUCCCGUAAAUCACAAGCAAAAUGUAAACAGUCUUUUUGAUAACAUCACUGUUUUUUUUACUUUUUGAUAGCAAACGACAAAUAUUUUCGCGGUGUCAGGCAUCAGUGUCGUAAACACCCUCGUAGUAAACCGAUUACUGUAAUAGUUAUCAUGUUCUUAACUACGAGACCAGGACCUCGAGGAAAAAACCUUUUGGAUCCAUGAAAUUAUGCCAAAAAAGGCAUCAAGCAGAAACAGGGAAUGGGAACGUGAACGUCGCGAGAGACUAAAUAAUUGCUUUAAGUCGCUCGAAAGUCUUUUACCCAGUCAUAACCCAACAGCAUCACUCAGUAAGGUAGACAUCGUUAAGAAAGCAGCCGAAUACAUACGUGAGCUCGAGAAAAAGAAUGCAAACCUGCUAGAGGGAAACACAGAUAAAGAAUGUUUGGAGCAAGUAAAAUUGUUGGAACGUCGUGUAAAAGAGCUAGUGGAUUACUCACAGCUUCUGGCAAGCUUGUUGAAAGCUGCUGGCAUAUCUGUGCCAGCAGGACCUGGGCCGGAUUUGGAAGUGCUAUUAAAGAGACCAUUAAAAUGGUCUGGCAAGCUGUCUCUUGACCAGACCUUGCAGCAGCUUGCUGAGGCACGCCAAAAAAAAUUUGGUAACAAUGUGAAGAAGAAGAAGAACAACAGUAGGACGAGUGGACAGAAGACCAAGGAAAAUGUAAUAAAUGUAGAGCCCAUUCCACAGCCAUCAACUAAUACUGAAGGAAAUGUAAGGAGUGACAUUGUACAGGCCUCUACAAAGAGCAGAAUUAAAUCCAGUGUCAAGAUCAAGAAAAAAUUAAAGAAAGUACCAAAUACUGUGGUAACAGUGAGUGCACCUGUAGCACAUUCAGUUAUUGCCCCUGCUAACAGUUCUACUGUGGGACCUGGCACACUUAUUUUUACCAAUGGCACAGUCAUGCCAGUGUUGUCAACUAGGGUUGUGCCUCUUCCAUUACUGGUCUCCCGUGCUGCAAAGUUGCCAAUAGCAGCUCUUACAAGGCCAGUGGCAGCGCAUAAAACACGUGUUAAUCAUCCUGUUGUGCCUCGGUCUGCAUGUCCAAGCAAAGAUGUCCCAGGUACGAAGAGCAAAAGUAGUUCUACCAACAGACUGGGAACAGUUAAUGCUACUCGUGACACAAGCAAAAAUCACAAAAUCAAGAAAAAUGUGCAUCUUGUGCAAAAGCCAAUCAGUGCAAGAAAAGUCAAUGUAGGAGGAAAUGCUAGACCAACUGAGUCACUUUCUACGGAAAAAAACGGGUUGAACAUUAUUGUGUAUGAUAAUAAAUUUACAUUAUCAGAUGCACGUGAGCAAGCACCUGCACACGAAAAUGUUGGAGUAGCACCUGCUGUUGAAACAGAAGCAAAUACAACCAUGCUGGGACAGGAAAAGAACAAAAGUGAAGCUCAUGAUGAUAUUUUUGACAAAGUACGUACUAGCCACAUUAUAACAACAAAGUUUGAUCAAUCUGUUAACAGCAUCAGUUGUGAUAAAAGCCAGCAAGCCUGUCAGAAGAUGACAGAAGAUCAUCCUAAAAGUAAAGCCACUGGUGAUAAUGUGGAUAUGGCGGAAGCAGCAGAUGUUUUUGCAAAAAUGCAGCAGGAGAAAUGUCCAAGAUCUUCCAACAUAAAAAAAUUAAAUGAAGAUUGUGGAGGCAUAAAUGUUAAUGACAGUCAUCAUAAAUCUACAGAAAAUAUAAUUCCAACAUUUGAAAUUAAUGCUACAAGUGGACCUCCAUUUGAAAUGCAAAUUGGCAAUGGGCAAUACGAUAGAGAAAUGAGUGUGUCUUCCCAUAGCAAUGUUGACAUUUGCUCAGGUACCUCAUGUGAACUGAGUACUACAACCAGUGGGGAUAUGGGAAAUGUUGUUGACUGUGAAAAGGUUGAUAACGUUGAUAAACCAAUCCCAUUAGAUGAAAACAAAAUCACAGUGGAAACAUCAGAAAUAACAUCCAAUAACGCAGAUGGUGGAAACAAAAGAAAAAGGGGUGAUGAUGAUAUACCAGAAUCUUACCAGCUAACUAGGAAGAAAGGCAAAGAAGUUAAUGGAAAGACUGAAGUGAAUUUGUUUACAAAUUUGUCUGAUCAAGAAUCUACCUCAAAACAGUCAUGCUCUACCUCAGAUUCAGUGAUAAAAUCUAAUACUAAAAGUACUGUUGUAUCUACAUUGCCUAGUCAUGUGAGCUAUAGUGUAGAUUCAUUGUGUAAAACAAAACCUUUAUUAAAGACCUCAGUGACAAAUGCAACAUCAGAAAGCACUCAAAAUGCUGGAUCCUGUUCAUCAGCUACCUCAGAACACAGUGUGGAAGAUCAGAAUGCAUCUGUCCCUGAAGAACUUCUUGAUGUUAUGAACCAUAUUACCUCAGCUGCUAAAAGUAGUGUAGAUAAUGACAGUUUUAAUAAUGUUUUGUGUAGCUCCUUAUUGCAAGAAAAAUAUUCCGAGAAGUGUAACUUGGUUCAGAAUACUUGGUUAGACCAGAGUGUUCGGCAGAUUUUUAAUGAACCAGAUGGGAGUAGAGAAUUACAAAGCACUCGGGAACAUACAAAUUGUCAGGGAACAAGAACAGUAAAGGAACCAACUAUAAAUGAGAAGUCUGAUUUUACACUGUUAAAUAAUAUGUGUCCCACAUCACAGGAUGAACAGAAAGUUGACAAAACUGCAAAAGAAAUAAGUGAUGGUUCACAAUUAACAGUUUAUGAAUCAAAGGCACAAGGAACUCUCCAGGAAGGAGGAUUGAGUUUGAACACUGAGGCUACACCAGAAAAUGAAAAAAAUGCAACUGAUCAGAAUAGUUGUGAGUCAGAAAUGAAAGCAAGAAGUGACUAUCAGAAGGUGUCACAAGAAAAGGGUUUUCCAGCACCAAUUUCAGAUACAGAUCUCAACUGCUUUAGUGGUAUCACUUCCAAAACAGUAUUAAAUGAAGGUGUUCCUGAAAAUUUAACAAAACUUGCAGAUAAUGUCAGAAGCCCCACUGAGUCACUAGCAAAAAGUACUAAUGGCCAGGACAAUACACUUGUAACUGAGAAUUGUCAGAGUAAGACACCACCUCCAGCAGAAAAAGUUACAUUGAUAUCGGAAGAGUUACCGAAGGUGUCAUUGGAUAGUGCUACUAAUUCAACUAGUGGUAAUUCCUUCUCUGAUGCAACCAUCCUGUUUGCGUCUCAGCUUCAUUCUGAGGAAACAUUAAAUAAGGAACAACCUUCAGCUAGCAGUAAACAGGCUAUUAGUUACAGCAGUAGUGCUGAAAUCCCCCCUGUAUCUCCACAUGGUAUUACCUCAAAAAGAACUUCACCAUCAGCCAUAGAAAAUACAAACAGCUCCAAAAGUAGUGGUGCACCCUUACUUGCAGGAACAGCACUCUACAAGCAGCUUAAGGACAUUUGUACUGUUGUAUCAUCAGUUACAGACUGUGUGUCAGCAUCAUCUGAAAGUGUUUCAGUUACAGGUCUUAAAAGCACAAAGCCAGUGGAAGAAUCAGUGUCUUAUAAUAUACAGCAAGUUUCUGAGGCUAAUUCCAGUGUUUGUACAAUCCAAUCUGAAAAUUCCAUGGGAAGUGAAUAA
Molecule: messenger RNA, 3603 nt
Organism: Schistocerca piceifrons (Central American locust)
Lineage: Eukaryota; Metazoa; Arthropoda; Insecta; Orthoptera; Acrididae
Exons: 6
Coding region: 229-3603 (1124 amino acids)
Biological process (GO): regulation of transcription by RNA polymerase II
Cellular component (GO): RNA polymerase II transcription regulator complex
Molecular function (GO): protein dimerization activity; RNA polymerase II transcription regulatory region sequence-specific DNA binding; DNA-binding transcription factor activity, RNA polymerase II-specific
Source: RefSeq, a predicted model, not a curated record